Erinaceus europaeus (western European hedgehog) is the source of this 7646-nucleotide messenger RNA. It is a transcript of the gene NBEAL1, whose product is annotated as neurobeachin like 1. The record is from RefSeq and is a predicted model, not a curated record. Gene Ontology annotation, cellular component: cytosol; membrane. The transcript has 48 exons. Gene Ontology annotation, biological process: intracellular protein localization. Lineage: Eukaryota; Metazoa; Chordata; Mammalia; Eulipotyphla; Erinaceidae. Bases 30 to 7475 code for a protein of 2481 amino acids. Gene Ontology annotation, molecular function: protein kinase binding.
AUGCUUUGCAAGCAAUUUCUCCAGCCACCAUGGAAGUUCUUAUGAGAGUUUUGGCAGAUUGCGAUUCCUGGGAAGAUGGAAAUCCUGAAGAAGUGGGGAGGAAGGUAGAACUUACUUUGAAGUGCCUUACAGAAGUGGUACAUAUCCUUCUCACCAGCAGCUCUGAUCAGCGUCAAGUGGAAACCAGCACUAUUCUGGAGAACUAUUUUAAGUUGCUGAAUUCAGAUCACUCAGCUUUACCUAACCAAAGGAGGUCCAGACAGUGGGAAAACCACUUCAUCGUGCUACAGAUCAAAAUGCUGAAUACCAUCACAGCCAUGUUUGAUUGCACAGAUCGGCCCGUUCUUCAGGCCAUUUUUCUUAACAGUAAUUGCUUUGAACAUCUCAUACGAUUGCUACAGAACUGCAAGCUCUUUUUAAAUGCUAACAAUAAGGUGGCAGACAAGAACGAGAAAGACCUUGCCAACAAAUUACUGACAGAAAUGAAUGAGGACCAGGUUUUUCAGGGACAGUUGGAUUGUUUGGCUAUAUCAACCAUUCAGGCUUUGACAGCAGUAAUGAAGAAAUCUCCUGCUGCUAAGGAAGUAUUUAAAGAAAGAAUCGGCUAUGCACAUUUAUUUGAAGUAUUAAAAUCCCUGGGUCAGCCACCACUGGAACUACUUAAAGAACUUAUGAAUAUGGCUGUAGAGGGUGACCACACUUCGGUUGGGAUUUUGGGCAUUAGUAAUGUUCAGCCUCUCCUGCUUCUUAUCCGGUGGCUGCCAGAACUUGAGUCCCAUGACCUGCAAAUCUUCACCUCAGACUGGCUGAAAAGAAUUUGCUGUAUUAACAGGCAGAGUCGAACUACUUGUGUCAAUGCCAACAUGGGGAUUCGGAUCAUUGAAACCCUUGAUUCUCAUUCUUCCCUCCAUCGAAUUUGUGCUGAGAAUUUGAUUGCACUCCACGGUUCCUUGGGGAGUCAGUCAGUGAGCUCAGAAGAAAUCCGCCGACUGUUAAGACUGCUGAGAGUGGAUGAAUCUGAGCAUGUUCACCCAUAUACCAUUGCUGUGACUCGAACAAUCCUGACAAUGGCCCGAAAACAAAGUCUAGAGAGUGCACUGCAGUAUUUUAAUUUGUCACAUAGUAUGGCAGGAAUUUCUGUGCCUUCCAUACAGAAAUGGCCAGGGUCUGCCUUUUCUUUCAAUGCUUGGUUUUGCUUAGAUCAGGAUCAGUUGACUCUUGACAAUGCUAACAAAGGAGGAAAAAGGAAACAGUUGUACAGUUUUUUUACAGGAAGUGGUAUGGGUUUUGAAGCUUUUAUUGCCCAUUCAGGUAUGUUGGUUGUGGCAGUGUGUACAAAAAGAGAAUAUGCAACAGUUAUGCUUCCUGAUCACAGUUUCUGUGAUUCCCUUUGGCACAACAUAACCAUCGUUCACAUACCUGGAAAAAGACCCUUUGGUCAGAGUUAUGUUUAUAUCUAUGACAAUGGACAACAAAAGGUCUCUGCCCCUCUCCGAUUUCCUGCCAUGAAUGAACCUUUUAUUUCCUGCUGUAUUGGUUCAGCUGGGCAAAGGACUACCACUCCACCACCAUCCCAAAUUCCAGAUCCACCUUUUUCUUCUCCUAUUACGCCUCAUCGGGCAUCAUUUGGUGGAAUUCUGUCAUCAGCCUCCUGGGGAGGAACAACUGAGAAAUCAAAACUGGUUACCAAAUUGAUAUCAGCUGGAACCCAGGACAGUGAAUGGGGCUGUCCCACAUCUCUAGAGGGCCAGUUAGGUUCUGUCAUCAUCUUUCAUGAAGCGCUACAGCCUCCUCAAGUGAAAAUGCUAUAUUUGGCAGGUCCAAACUGUUUAAGCCCUUGGAAAUUUCAAGAUACUGAGAUAGCUGACCUGCCUGGUAAUGUCCUACUUCACUACACUGCAAAGGCAUGUAAAAAUGCAAUCUGUCUUGAUUUAUCUGCUAACUCUCUGCAUGGAAGAUUAACAGGAAACAAAGUUGUGAACUGGGACAUUAAGGACAUCAUAAACUGCAUAGGUGGAUUAAAUGUGCUCUUCCCUUUAUUGGAACAAAUCAGCCAUAUUUCAGAAAGACAGAUUCCUGAAGGAUUAAAUGAAAGCACAACUCCUGAAGUGAUAACACCUGUAGAAGAAGAUUGGGUGGUACUGACAGCAAAGACAUCAGAAUCAAGACUAGAAAAAAAUUUAAUCGCCACAUUUAUCUUGAUUGUGAAGCACUUUAUUCAAAGACAUCCUAUUAACCAAGACAAUCUUAUUCACUCCCAUGGAGUUGCUACACUUGGUGCCUUACUUCAGAAGGUGCCAAGUAUCUUGAUGGAUGUUAAUGUAUUGAUGGCAAUUCAAUUACUAAUUGAGCAAGUCUCAUUAGAGAAAAAUUCACAGCUUCUUCAACAAAUGUAUCAGUAUUUGCUUUUUGACUUCCGUAUUUGGAAUCGUGGUGAUUUUCCCUUUCGAAUUGGUCAUAUACAGUAUCUUUCCACCAUUAUCAAAGACAGCAGAAGAGUUUUUCGCAAGAAGUAUGGUGUGCAGUUUCUCCUCGAUACACUUAGGAUUUACUAUGGGAGUGGCUGUAAAUAUACUGAGUUGUCUCUAGAUGAUAUUCGAACAAUAAGGACUUCUUUGUAUGGACUGAUUAAAUAUUUUCUAUGCAAAGGUGGAACUCAUGAAGAGAUUCAAAGUAUUAUGGGUUAUGUAGCUGCUAGCAGUGAAGAAGAACAGCUCUUUGGCAUUUUGGAUGUACUCUUCAGUCUCCUACAUACCAGCCCAACUAGAGGUCAGCUUUUCUUACUGCUAUUUGAACCAGGAAAUGCCGACAUACUUUAUGCCUUGCUCUUAAAUCAGAAGUAUACUGACAGACUAAGAGAAAUCAUUUUUAAGGUCUUGGAACAAAUGUUGAAAUGCACUAAUGUUUAUGAAAGAAGCAAGCAGCGUAUUCGACUCAGAGAAGUUGGUUACUCAGGACUGGGACUACUUCUUAAUGAAGCACCUAUUAAUAUUUCUCUUAUAAAAAACCUCAUAAAUCAGAUCCUAAAUACAGAUCCUACUAUUAAUUUCAAAGAUCUGUUAGCUGUGGUAUAUAUCUCUCACAGAACACAUAUAAACAUCAGAGUGGCCAUUUGCAGAAAGAUUUUACACAUUUUACAGUCCCAGCAAGAUGCAGCACACCAAAUAGCUCAACAAGUGGGCUGGCAAGACACCCUAGUUAGGCUUUUCUUAAAAGCAAAUUUUGAAAAUGGAAAUACUCUUCACAAACACAGUAGAACCAUCUUAGUGAAAGACAAUGAUAAAGAUGUGCCAAAUGAAGAUAUUAAGAGAAACUUUGAUGAAAAGACAGAUGAGGAAAAAAGCUCCUUUGCCUCAGCCCAUGUGUCUUCAGAUCAAUGGAGUUUGGAAGACAGACAAUCUCUUGACUCGAACAUACCAUUAUUUCAAGAAGAUAGCUCUGUGGGAGAAUUGUCCUUCAAAUCAGAGAAUCAAGAAGAAUUCUGGCCUAAUAACCAUUCACAUUUGAGUUUAGAUCUCAGUGGAGUUGACUCCUGUGAAAUAAGCGAUAGUGGAAGUCAAAUACCAGACAGCCUACCAAGUACACCAUCCCCAAUAGAGUCAACUAAACCAUUUUCUGUGCCGUCUGACAAAGAAAGCAGCAUCACAAGUGAAAUGGACUUGAGUGAUGACUUCUUUUUACUUGAAAGCCAAGAGAAAUGUGAAGAGGAACUCCUUCAAUUGUUAACAAGCAUUUUGAAUUAUGUAAUGUGUAAGGGCCUAGAAAAAUCUGAUGAGGAGACUUGGAUUGAACGGGGACAAGUAUUUUCAGCACUAACUAAACCAGGGAUAUCCAGUGAGCUUCUUCGACCAUCAGAUGAAAUUAAACUGAAUUUGCUUCAGAAGAUGUUAGAGUGGGCAGUUAUGGAAAACAGAGAAGCAAAAACAAAUCCAGUAACUGCUGAAAACGCCUUCAGACUCAUGCUGAUUAUACAGGACUUUCUGCAGUCGGAAGGACUUAUUAAUUCAAGCAUGUGGACUGAGAAGCUUUUAGAGGAUAUGAUUCUUCUCUUUGAUGGCCUCUCAGUUUGGUAUUCUGAAAGUCCACAAUGGAUAAAGCUCUCGCAGAUUCAAAUCCAGUUGCUCCUAGGAUUCAUUGAAAGGGGUAAUUUGCAGAUUUGUGCAAUGGCAUCAGCUAAGCUGAAUACUCUUCUUCAGACCAAAGUGAUUGAAAGUCAGGAAGAGGCCUGUUACAUCUUGGGGAAGCUGGAGUGUGUUCUAAGUCAGUCAAUCAAGGAACAGACUGAAAUCUACUCGUUUCUGAUUCCUCUUGUCCGUACCCUGGUUUCCAAAAUCUACGAGCUUCUCUUUAUGAAUUUGCAUCUGCCAUCUUUACCUUUUACCAAUGGGAGCUCCUCAUUUUUUGAAGAUUUUCAAGAAUAUUGCAGUUCAAAUGAGUGGCAAGUUUUCAUUGAAAAAUAUAUCAUACCUUACAUGAAGCAGUAUGAGAACCACACAUUUUACAAUGGUCAGGAGAGCAUGGCGCUUUAUUGGAAAGAUUGUUACGAAGCCCUGAUGGUGGACAUGCAUAAGCGAGACCGAGAAGGAGGAGAAAGCAAGCUCAAGUUUCAGGAGUUUUUUGUGGUGCCAUUUAAUCGAAAAGCACGCCAAGAAAACUCAAGGUAUAAUAAUGUGCUUAAACAACUUAGCAGUCAACACUUAGCAACUCUGAGAUGCUGGAAGGCAGUACUGCUCUAUCUUCAAUGUGAAAGAGGACCUUGGGCUGCAAGGAAACAAAAUGCAGUUCAUUGGAAGCUAGCUAAUGUAGAAAAUUAUUCCCGCAUGAGACUUAAAUUGGUACCGAAUUACAACUUCAGAACCCAUGAUGAAGCGAGUGCUUUGAGAGAUAAUCUAGGCAUCCAGCACUCACAGCCUUCCAGUGAGUCUUUGCUUUUGGAAGUAGUAAAACAAGUAAAAGUUAAUGAGAUGGAGGAGGAUAAACUAGACCUUCCUGAAGAGGAGCUAUCUGUCAAAGAAAGCAUUGAUGAGAAAGAAAAACAGGAUCAAAAAGAAAAAUUGGUGUUGUCAGAAGACUGUGACCUCAUUACCAUAAUUAAUGUAGUUCCUGGAAGACUGGAAAUCACUACUCAGCAUGUUUACUUUCAUGAUGGCAGCACUGAAAAAGAAGAUGGGGUAGGCUUUGAUUUCAAGUGGCCUCAUUCUCAAAUUCGAGAGAUUCACUUGCGGCGCUACAACUUAAGGAGGUCCGCUCUUGAGAUUUUUCAUGUUGACCAGUCCAACUACUUUCUCAAUUUCAAAAAAGAGGUUAGAAACAAAGUAUAUACCAGACUCUUGUCGCUUCAUUCUCCAAACAGCUAUGGGACUAGAUCACCACAGGAGUUAUUCAAAGCAUCAGGAUUAACACAGAAAUGGGUGAACAGAGAGAUAUCAAAUUUUGACUACCUAAUUCAAAUAAAUACAAUGGCAGGACGGACCUACAAUGACCUUGCACAGUAUCCUGUGUUUCCCUGGAUUUUACAAGAUUAUACUUCGGAAGAACUGGACCUUAAUAACCCAUCUGUAUUUCGAGAUCUUUCUAAACCAAUUGGGGUAGUUAAUGAUAAAAAUGCUAAAGCCAUGCGAGAAAAAUAUGAAAAUUUUGAAGAUCCUAUGGGAACAAUCGACAAAUUUCAUUAUGGCACUCAUUAUUCAAAUUCUGCUGGAGUCAUGCACUAUCUUAUUCGUACAGAGCCAUUCACCACUCUUCACAUCCAGCUUCAGAGUGGAAGAUUUGACUGUGCAGACCGACAAUUCCAUUCUAUCCCUGCUACGUGGCAAGCUCUCAUGGACAAUCCGUACGAUGUGAAGGAACUUAUUCCUGAAUUCUUCUAUUUCCCAGAAUUUUUGGAAAACCAGAAUCAAUUUAAUUUGGGUCGUCUGCAAGUUUCCAGAGAAGUAGUAAAUGAUGUUAUUCUCCCCAAAUGGGCUAAAUCAGCAGAAGAUUUCAUCUAUAAGCAUAGAAAAGCCCUGGAGUCUGAAUAUGUUUCCUCUCAUCUUCAUGAAUGGAUUGAUCUGAUUUUUGGUUAUAAACAGAGGGGGCCAGCUGCAGUGGAGGCUCUCAAUGUUUUCUAUUACUGUAGUUACGAAGGAGCGGUGGAUCUGGAUGCUUUAACAGACAAGAAGGAAAGAAAAGCCCUAGAAGGGAUGAUUAAUAAUUUUGGACAAACACCUUGUCAGCUAUUAAAGGAGCCACACCCUCCUAGAUUAUCAGCAGAGGAAGCAAUGCAGAAGCAGACCAAAACAGACACUUCAACUAUAAACUUGUUUCAACACCUCCCUCAACUCAAGUCUUUUUUUAUUGAGGGAAUUAGUGAUGGUAUUCCACUUAUAAAGGCUGUUGUCCCCAAAAAUCAGUCUCGUUCUUUUAUGUAUCAAGGGAGUCCUGAAUUAUUGGUAACAGUGAGCUUGAAUUAUGUUAUUGGAACCCAUGGAUGGCUGCCUUAUGAUAGAGAAAUUUCUAAUUACUUUACGUUCUUCAAGGAUCAAACUGUGACAAAUCCAAAAACUCAGCGUACUAUGAAUAGUCCUUUUGCACCAGGACUAAAGAUCACUUCUAGGCUAUUUAUAGUAUCACAAGAUGCAAAGUUACUUUUCAGUGGUGGACACUGGGAUAAUAGCAUUCAAGUGAUGUCACUUACAAAAGGCAAAGUUAUUUCACACAAUAUCAGACAUAUGGAUAUCGUGACUUGUUUAGCUACAGAUUAUUGUGGAUUACAUUUGAUUUCUGGUUCCAAAGAUACAACUUGUAUGAUAUGGCAGAUAACACAACAGGGAGGUGUUCCUGUGGGCUUAGCAUCCAAGCCCUUUCAGAUUCUGUAUGGACACACGGAUGAAGUAUUGAGUGUCGGCAUCAGCACUGAGCUAGACAUGGCAGUGUCAGGAUCAAAGGAUGGCACGGUGAUUAUACAUACUGUUCAGAAAGGUCAAUACAUGAGGACUUUACGACCACCUUGUGAGAGUUCUUUACUCAUAACCAUUCCUAAUUUGGCAAUAUCUUGGGAAGGACAUAUUGUUAUCUACUCCAGUAUUGAAGAAAAAACUACCCUCAAGGAUAAGAAUGCAUUGCAUUUGUUUUCUAUCAAUGGCAAGUAUCUGGGAUCUCAAACUCUGACAGAACAAGUAUCAGAUAUCUGCAUAGUUGGAGAACACAUUGUUAUGGGCAGCUCACAAGGAUAUCUGUCCAUAAGAGAUCUCUACAGCUUGAAUCUCAGCAUCAAUCCAUUAUUCAUGCGAUUGCCUAUCCAUUGUGUUUGUGUAACCAAAGAAUCCAGCCAUAUCCUUGUAGGAUUAGAAGACGGCAAACUGAUUGUAGUAGGUGUCGGCAAGCCAGCUGAGGCACGACCAGGUCAGCUUUCUCGAAAAUUCUGGGGAUCUAGCAAGCGAUUCAGCCAGGUUUCAGCUGGAGAAACUGAAUAUAACACUCAAGAUUUCAAGUGAAUUGUUAUUUCCAUCUUCUACAAUGAAUAACUGAAACUUGAUUGAUUGCUUUGUCACUUCAGCCACAUCUCUCAACACUCUGAAAUAUUUCAGGGCUUUUAUCCCUGAAAAUAUUUAAGAAUUACCAAAAUUUGGUAUGGUAUGUAUAUAAAGAUGUAGAUUAUAUAAUUA